This is a messenger RNA of Clupea harengus (Atlantic herring), 4843 nucleotides long. RefSeq names its product acid sensing ion channel subunit 2 (gene asic2). NCBI's taxonomy places the organism in Eukaryota, Metazoa, Chordata, Actinopteri, Clupeiformes, Clupeidae. The record is from RefSeq and is a predicted model, not a curated record. Gene Ontology annotation, biological process: sodium ion transmembrane transport. Gene Ontology annotation, cellular component: plasma membrane. Gene Ontology annotation, molecular function: ligand-gated sodium channel activity.
GCUUUGUGGACAGCGAGAGCGAUAGAGCAAGAGAGCAGGAGAGCAGGAGAGGAGAGGAGUGCGGAGCGCUGAGCAGAGCGAGUGACGACGAACAAGAGAAAUUGCCCGCCCUGGCGUGAGGACAGCAGAGAUCAGAGGGGGGGUCUGAGAGAGCCACAGAGUACACCGCCGGAGCUGCUGCUGUUGCUGCUGCUGCUGUCACCUCGUUGUUGCUGUCGCUUUUUUCAAUCCUCGGGAGAGGAGGAGAGGAGCGCUGGGGUGUGAGGGUGUGCAUAUCGACGAAGGACAACUCCAAGCAAGAGGAGGAGGAGGAGGAGGAGGAGGAGGGGUGAGAAGAGACUGGGGAGGAGCAAAAAUCCUUUGACUGACAGACAGGAGAGGAGGAGCAGAGAGGAGAGGAGGAGCACAGAGAGGGCAAGUUGAUGAAUGUGAUUUGGAGAGAGAUGGAAGGGGAGUAAAAGAAAAGGCGGGGGGAUCGCUGCACUCAUCAGAAAGGACACCAGCUCAGCCUCCGGCUAAGUGGCAGACCGAGGGGAAAAUAACAACAAGAAGAAAUAAAUAGACAACAAGAAAGAUGAUUGCUUAACGACAAGUUUUUCUUUUAAAAAAUAAAACAAAACAGAAGAGCGGACGACUCAUAUCUGCGAGGAGAAAUGGCUGAGAGUCGGGAGGUAUGAGGAGACGGAGGAACCGUGCGAACAGAGGGAAGACAGUGAAGUGGUGAAGAGAGGAACGGAGAGGAGAGGAGAGGAGAGGAGAGGAGAAAGGAGGGUGAAUGAGAGCCUUGGCUGACGGAGAGCAUUAGCGAUGCGUGGAUGCGUAGGUUAGUGGUCUGCAUGGAAACAGCAGGUUGCAGAGUUGCUGGGUCAGUGGUGUUCAGGGCUCCAGAUAGAGUCUCUUCAACAUCCCUGGGGGCCGCCGCAGAGGAGCAGAGCCCAGAGCAACAACCGCCACACAAAGCAUCCGCAAGCAGCCUCCCUUUCAAGUUCGUCUGGACUGGAUAACUCUUCUUUUCUAUUCCUGGUUCUAGCCUUUCCUCGCACCCCUCUUUUUUCUGUAGCUUUUUCUUUUUCCCUCUCACUCAUUCUCUCUUUCCUCAGUCUUUUAACAGAUUCAUAUUUCCUCUUUUCUUUACAAAAGCCUGUCUGUCUGUCUCUCCCUCCCUUUGUUCUUCUUGGUGCUGCUGCUAAGGCACUAUAUUUGGCUAAGAAUGGGGUGGACUGGCAGCUGGUCUGACUCUGGGCAAUGUGGAAAUGAGAAAAGUCAAAAAUAGCACUCAAGAGCAACAAGUCAUUGGGAAAUCCAUAAUAAUCUACUUCCAAAUGUCUGGAAGUGGACUUAAAUCCUGACAGUGCAUGCUUGUGAACAGACACUUACAGAGACAUUUAGAAUAGCAGUCAAGGUGCCUAUGACUCCACUUAUGUGUGUUUGAGGGGCUCUGUGUCUGAUCUGCCACACCUUUAACCCAGCGAGCUUGUGGUGGAUUACUGGACCCUGGACCUUCGUCUGUUUCUCUUGGUGCCCCAUGUGGGUCCCAGCCCUGGCGGCCUGGCUGGGAGAUGAAGCCUACCCCUUCCCUUAUUCCUACGCUGCAGUAGGAGGACUGUGGGCAGCCAUGGCUCUGGAGGGCCGCUGUCUCCGAGCCUCGUCCCCAUCCCUGCCGGCCUCUAUGUCCUCCACCGCCUCCCGGAGGCUGCGCCAGCGUUCCCGCAGGCCUGGAGGAGGAGGCGCAGGAGCAGGCGGAGGCCUGUCGAAGCUGAGCGCCACCCUGCUGGCCAGGACUCGACUGCACGGCCUGCGCCACGUGCUGUGGCCGCACGGCGGCUCGUCCGUGCGCCGCGCUCUCUGGCUGCUGGCCCUGUGCAUGUCGGUGGGCCUGCUGAUCUCCUGGUCGUCCAACCGCCUGCUGCACUGGCUCUCCUUCCCCACGUACACGCGCGUCCACGCCGAGUGGGCCAAGGAGCUGCCCUUCCCCACCAUCACUGUGUGCAACAACAACCCCAUACGCCUGCUCAAGCUCACCAAGAGCGACCUGUUCUUCGCCGGACACUGGCUGGGCCUGCUGCUGGCCAACCGGACCGCCCGGCCGCUGGUGCUGGACCUGCUGGCCGAGGAUCGGCAGGCCUGGUUCAGCAAGCUGUCGGACUUUCGCCUCUUCCUGCCACCGCGCCACUUCGAGGGCACCAACUUGGAGUUCAUGGACCGGCUGAGCCAUCAGCUGGAGGACAUGCUGCUGUCCUGCAAGUACCGCGGCGAGCCGUGCGGCCCCCACAACUUCACCACCGUGUUCACCCGCUAUGGGAAGUGCUACAUGUUCAACGGUCCGGAGGAGGGGAAGAGUCUGCGCACCACAAUGAAGGGAGGGACAGGCAACGGCCUGGAGAUCAUGCUGGACAUCCAGCAGGACGAGUACCUGCCCGUGUGGGGGGAGACAGAGGAGACAGCGUUCGAGGCGGGCAUCCGGGUGCAGAUCCACAGCCAGGCCGAGCCUCCCUUCGUGCAUGAGCUGGGGUUCGGCGUGGCGCCUGGCUUCCAGACGUUCGUGGCCACCCAGGAGCAGAGGCUGACGUACCUGCCUCCCCCGUGGGGUGAGUGUGUGUCGCAGCCCCACGACUCGGGCUUCUUCCAGGUGUACAGCGUGACGGCCUGCCGCAUUGAAUGCGAGACUCGCUACAUUGUGGAGAACUGCAACUGCAGGAUGGUGCACAUGCCUGGGGAUUCACCAUACUGCACCCCCGAACAGUACAAGGACUGCGCUGAGCCUGCUCUCGCUGCCUUGUCAGCAGCAGAGAGCAGCAACUGCAUCUGUCGAGCUCCCUGCAACAUGACCCGCUACAACAAGGAGCUCUCCAUGGUCAAAAUCCCUAGCAAGACCUCUGCCCGCUACCUGGAGAAGAAGUUCAACCGUUCGGAGAAGUACAUCACGGAUAAUAUCCUGGUACUGGACGUGUUCUUCGAGGCUCUGAACUAUGAGACCAUCGAGCAGAAGAAGGCCUACGAGGUGGCAGGUCUGCUGGGGGACAUUGGAGGUCAGAUGGGACUGUUCAUUGGUGCAAGCAUACUGACCAUCCUCGAGCUGUUCGACUAUGCUUAUGAGGUGGUGAAGGAGAGAUUGCUGGACCUGCUCAGCCGGGAAGAGGAGGAGGAGAGUCAUGGAGAGGAUGUGAGCACAUGUGACCCCGUGGUGAACCACUCGGAGACCAUCAGCCACACGGUCAGCGUCCCUCUGCAGACCACACUGGGCACCCUGGAGGAGAUCGCCUGCUGAGUGCACCACUUCUCCACACCAGCAGGUGGCACCAGCGCGUACACCCAGACACUCUUCCUCUUCUUCUUCCUCCUCCUCCUCCUCCAUGCAGAUAGGACUGGGUUCUCUGGGAGGGAGAGAGAGAGAGAGAGAGAGAGAGAGAGGAAGAUAGAGAGGAAGAGCAAUGGGAGAGGGAAAAGGACAAAGAUGGUGCCCAGCCCUCCCUGCUUCUUAACAGACUCUCCCAUAAGGACACUCUGACAUAUGGAGCUUCGUUGAGCCUGCAGGAGGUUUGCAGAGGGUCUUUUGGAACCGAGCGGUCAAGCCGUGCCGUUGCUUCACACAUUCACGCAGCCACAAACACGUUUGGUGACCUUCUCAUGGAGCUUAUGAAAACAGUGCCAAACAUUGUGUACAGAAACAUCUAUAAGAUACGGACCAUGAACUAAAUAGACAUACAGUGGAUGUUGAGCAGAACAGAAUCUGUACAGGACAUGAUCUCACACUUCUCAUCUCAAAGUCUACUGCCAUACCUGUUAUAUAAAGAGAAAAGCAAAACAAUGAAAUUGUUGGUAAACUGUCAAAAAUUUGCAUGUGUCAGUUUUUUGGAUACAAUGCAGUUUUCUUGUUCUGAUUGCAUUGGGGCUGAUGUAAUGGUGUAUGUGUAUGAUUUAAGUAUGUGAGUGAGUGUGUCUCUUUGUAUGACGUGUGUCUGUCUGUCUGUCAGCCAUAUGCUGUGCAGUCUCCUUUUGUAAAGGCUCUAGUCUCUAUCCCCACACUCUUACAAGGCUUCUCAUUCUGACACUGUUUUCGUGACAACAAAGGUCAGAGGUCAGUGAGGUUUGAUGGUGGCCAUUUUGUAACGUAGAAAAGAGACGCCUGGCAUUUGCAGUGACAGUCCACCCAACUCUACACAGUUAAGGCUUGUCCAAAAAUGGAGAUGUUUUGUGGCAAAUGGAUUAUAAAGCAAAGCUUUAGUUGUCAGUGUGAUUAUGACAUGUGUGAUGGUAUUUAUUUGCUGUUGAUUAUGCUUUGGGCUUCAAUUUCUUUUUUUUCAGAGAACUUAUUUUCAUUGAAAAAUUUGUAAAAAAAACGAAACAAAAAAAACAAUAACGCUGAAUGUCAAUGAUGUGCAGUCAUUUUACCGUACCAGUUGCCAUGGCACUUAACUGCUUCUGUACUUAAACAUGUGUGACAUUUAAAGCAAGAAACAAAUCGUACUUUUUUUUCUGUGAGUGACAUUAAAACAGUAAUCCCACUGACUGUGAGUGGCAUGUUGAGAGAGCUGCCAUUAAACAGUAACUGUAACCAGUAGCAGAUAGCCUUCAGUGGGCAGCGAUACAGGCCCUCUCCUCCCCUACAUCCCUCCCAAGUCCUCCUAUAGUAUCCCCAUGGCAACAUUUAAAGGCUUUUAUCAUUCUUCUGCAGGCGCGCAGCCAACCCUGUUACAGUGUUUAGCAUCGCUCCCGAGGCAGCACUGUCCUCUCAAGCAGAACCAGAACCAAGUGGAAGUGAUGUAUGCUUAUUUCCUUGUUCAUGUGGAACUCUCAGGAGGAACCAGAACCAAGUAGAAGUGAUGUAAGGGGGGGGGGGGGG